AACCAAAACAUUCAGUUGGGUUAUUCAUGACAAAAACAUAUUAUAUUUGUACACGUCAAUAGCUUGAAUAUAAAUUUCAACAAGUAUGAUGGAAAAUAAAGGAUGAGCACAUUAGAUUUUAAAAAGGAAUCGUGAAUUAAAAGAAGGGCUGACUUUAUGGACAUUUAAGAAAGUUAAAGAAGAAAUGGGGAGGAUAAGAUUUACACGUAUUUCGCAAAGGACUAAAAGUCUUUGGGCAAUUGCAUUACUGACACUAGUUAAUUUCACUUUGAUAAUAAGAAUGGUGGUUCGAAUGCCGGACAUGACGGUAAAAGAAAUUCCUAACGAAAAGAAACUAAGUGAGCAACCGUGUCCUCAGUCAGCCAUGUUGUCGUCAAAUCCUGUUGACAAUAGGAAUAAAGUUGGGAGCUAUCCACUGGGAGAUUCUUACAUAUAUCUUAGUAAACUCGGACUCCAGGAUUUCGAUCGUGUGUCAAGUUUCCUUGGUGAUCCGGUUGUCAUAACGGCCACGUCAUCCAAUCAUUUCUCAUACGCCGUGGACCUGGUUGAAAGGUUAAAAUCUAACAUGAAACCUAAACUGAAAAUUGUGGUGUAUGACAUUGGAAUGGCAGAAUAUCAAAAACAAAAGAUAUGCAAAGAUGGCGGAUGUGAAGUACGAAAGUUUCCAUUUGCGGAGUUUCCUACUUUCCUAGAAGAGAAAAUGCAGAUCAUUGCUUGGAAACCGGUCUUGAUCCAGUUGGCGCUUCAGAAGUUUGGUUUUGUUAUAUGGAUGGACUCGGCUGUUUAUUUACCUGACGGAAAUCUACAAGCUGGGAUAGAUAUUGCCCGGACUCACGGAAUAGCUGCCGGACACAAGAGGGUGACAUACCCGGAUAUUAACCUAGCAUUCGAAACUGACAACACUACGUUCGAAACACUUGGAGAAAAACCGUGUACAUUCCAGAAUAGUUUUAAAUUCAAUGCGGCACUUUUAUUCAUCAGAAAAAGUUCAAUAAUUUACAAAUAUGUCAUGAGACCAUGGGUCUCGUGUGCUUUAACUAAAAGAUGCAUCGCGGCUGACCGUGAACCUAGCAGUAAAUGUGUAAAUGCUGACAAGUUCGGAUACUGCCAUAGGUUUGACCAGUCUGUACUGAGUGUCAUACUAAACCGAUUGUUUCAUACAAAAUUAACAGAAAUCGAUCUGGGAAACAAUGUGACAUGGACCAAGUGUUACAGAAGGGAUAGCGUUGGUGUAUUUAAUGAGAUGGUAUUUACAGAAAACAAAAUCGAUGGAAUUCAGUGUCCGUAAAAGACAAAGGCUCUCCAAAUAAAAUUGAAUCAUUCAAUAUAGGGGUCAUUUUGCUCAGUAAAUGAAAUAAAUUAGAAUGAAGUGCAUACCGAUAAUCUUUAAGAUGUUAUUUAAAGUGCCGUUGAACCGUACUCUUUAUAUUACAUAUUAUAUAUUUAUAUUAGGUAUAGGUCGAAUCACAAGCAUACGGAAACGAGUUAUACGGAAAUGUGGCGUAUACGAUUUUGUUUUUUGGCAAAUACGUAUGUUUCACACUGAACAUACAUCUCAUUAUGUAAUUAUUAUCUGAUUUGGAUUUUUAUUAUUAAUUAGGCUGCUGCGACUGCAAGAAAUAAAUUUAUGUUUCGUUUUGUUCAGUUCUGUUCUGUCCACAUAGUUCAGUUUAGGCUUUCAUUUUUCAAGAAAAUGCAAUCAUGCAUGAUGGAAUUUUUAUUUAUAAACAUAUCGUCUGUUUCUCUACCUGCCAGAGUUAAGGAACUAACAAUGUAUAUAAAAAUGUCUUCAUUAGGGACAGAAGUUGAUCAUUACAUCAGCUAAUUCUUAGCACACAAUGUAUUACAUGCAACAGUUACAGUUACUGAUAUACUUAACAAUCUCUCCAUAUUAUGGCAAAACUUUACUUUUCAUGUCACUGACAUUAGACUUGUGAAUUUCUCAAAUAUUUUGUCAAAAGCAUACACAGAUUUAAACGAAAUGAAAUUACAAUAUUAUA
Molecule: messenger RNA, 2000 nt
Organism: Mercenaria mercenaria
Lineage: Eukaryota; Metazoa; Mollusca; Bivalvia; Venerida; Veneridae
Exons: 4
Coding region: 185-1288 (367 amino acids)
Source: RefSeq, a predicted model, not a curated record